Messenger RNA from Juglans microcarpa x Juglans regia, 402 nucleotides. RefSeq names its product lysine-rich arabinogalactan protein 18-like. The transcript has a single exon. The coding region runs from base 1 to 402 and encodes 133 amino acids. Lineage: Eukaryota; Viridiplantae; Streptophyta; Magnoliopsida; Fagales; Juglandaceae. The record is from RefSeq and is a predicted model, not a curated record.
AUGGCUCGCUUAAGCUUUCCUUCAUUAAUGGCAAUGCUAGUAGCAUUUUCUGUAGCCUCCACCAUGGCACAGCCACCGGCGUCAUCUCCCUCAAAAUCUCCACUAGCGAGUCCACCAACGAAAGUCCUUACUCCUGCGCAGUCUCCGGCAGCUACGACUCUCGCAUCUGCGUCGUCUCCUGUGAAGACUCCGCUGAUGAGUGCUCCGUCCCCGACAGUGGUGACCUCUCCGCCAUCGCCUUCCCCUGUUUCUCCUGAGGCUUCGGUGAGCCCUCCUGCGUCAAUUGCUGCUACAUCUUCGGAAGCUCCUGGGCUGGUGGAGAACAGUGCGGUUUUGAGCAGAGUCAGCUUCGCUGGAUCUCUGGGCGUCAGAGUAUCCACAACAGCAGCUUUGCUUUUUUGA